Messenger RNA from Linum trigynum, 3997 nucleotides. Lineage: Eukaryota; Viridiplantae; Streptophyta; Magnoliopsida; Malpighiales; Linaceae. The record is from the annotation of a GenBank genome assembly.
CCACUCAAGAGUUAACGUCCAUCCCUUUUAGACUCAUAAAAUAUAAAGCUCAAUAUUGCUCAUAUAGUGUAUAUUUGUAUAUGUAAAAUGUUGACCACAACAUAUGAACGCCUAAUUUAGAUAAAUUUCAUACAUUAUGAUGGAUGAAAACUUGUAAGGAAGGUCAAUUCCAGCCUAUGAUAAUUGCUAAGAGACUAAGUCAAUUUACACAAACACAACAAUUCAUUAACCCAUACCAUUGUCAUAAAUUUUUGUUAGGUGAAUACUUCUAUACUAAUCGUAAGAUAAUUGUCUUAAUUGCUUGUAUUUUUGUUAAGGGUCAACUAUAACUACGUGUUGGUUGUUAUGUUUUAUUCAUUAUAUAAAUUGCAAAUUGUUGCAUUAACCGGAAAAUUUUCAUCGUCAAUGAUAAUGUGAUUUUAUAUUGGUUAAUCUGGUUAACCAAUUAACCAAACCGAUUAAACUUUAGUUUGGUUAAUUUGGUUGUUGUACUAGUUUGGACGAUUUGGUUAUGAUAUUGUAUUCUAUGGUUAAUGGAAUUUAGUCUUAUUUGGUUUGGUUAUAACCAUGGUAACCAUUUGAACACCACUAACUUCAGUACUACACUCCAGAAAUACACCGUCUAACCCGUUAAUAUAUUAUAUCUUUGAUAUUAUCGAAGUGAUUUAGUGUAAGUUGUGACCAGUACUCUCACAAUAAUAUUAAUUGUGCCUUGUCCUACUGCCCAUCCAUCUUACCUAAAUAUUUAUUGUAUGUGGUUCAUUAGUACCAUAUUCACCCCCACCCCCACUCCCCUAACAUAAACGACCCUAAAUUCAUGUGAUUUUCAUAGCUGUUACCUAGAGAGGGUUGUUAGUUAGAGGUUGUUUGGAUGAUGGAAUUGGACGAGGCAAUUUGUCUAACUGUCUUAAAAUGAAACAACAGGGUCAAAUCGUUUUAAGCAUUCUCUCAAGCGAAAUAAAUUGAGUUAUCUGUAGAGGUUAAAUUAUGGAUCAUACGUCAGUUACUAACACACACCUCAAACGGAGGCCACCAUUUAUGAGUUUGAAAUUUGCACAUAAGACCUCUCAAUUACAGAAGACUCUGAUACCAUCCCAUGAACUCGUUAGUCUCAAUAUUCGUUACUAACACAAUUAUCAAAUUAGGUGAUUCCAGAACAAUUGGAUCAGUUGAUCCCAAUAACUCGAGUUGUUGGGAGAGGUUCAAUCGUGAAUCAUAUACCACACACUAACACGCCCUCUCAAACGAAAGCCACUCGCAAGGGCUUGAAAUUUGCACAGGCCUGAACACAAGAAUACCAUGUGCUUCACAAAUGGGGUCAUCGGGAUUCGAACACAAGACCUCUCGGUCACCAAAAGAUCUGAUACCAUGUCAAGAACCAGUUGAUCCCAUUAACUCGCGAGUUGUUGUGAGAGGUUUCAAUCGUGAAUCAUAUACCACACGCCAACACAAACCCUCCCUAAAUUCUUUUUUCUCUUUUAACAUUUUUCCAUCUCUUAGCAAAUGAACUUCAUUAGCACUAUAUAUAUAAGUACGUGAGUAUGGUAAUCUCUCAAUAACUUUCCAUGCCAGCCGCGCCGCAGCCAUUUCUCGCCAUGGGCAGCAACGAGUUCAACGUCGUCGGCAAGGCAACCCGCAUGAUCAAUCCGAUGAACUCCGACGAGUUCCGGCGACAAGGCCACAUGUUUAUAGACUUCAUUGCCGACUACUACAGCAACAUCGAACAGUACCCGGUGACGAGCCGGGUCAAACCCGGUUACCUCCGGGAGCUCCUCCCUCAAUCCGCUCCAUUUGAUGCAGAACCCAUGGAAGAAAUCAUGAAAGACAUUCAAACCCACAUAAUUCCCGGAUCACGCACUGGCAGCACCCUUCACACUUGGCCUACUUCCCCUGCACCUCCAGCACCGCUGGGAUCCUCGGCGAGCUGCUCGCCGCCGGGCUCAACGUCGUCGGGUUCAACUGGUCGGCGUCUCCGGCCGCGACGGAGCUCGAGACCAUCGUGAUGGACUGGCUCGGGGAGAUGAUGAACCUCCCCAAGACCUUCCUUUAUUGUUAUUUAUUCACAUCAUUAUAAAAUUAAUAUUUUAUAUUUUGUAAUACAUUAAAGUGGAUUUUAUUGUGUAAAUUAUGAGCAAUGUAGCUCAUUUUUUACCAAAAAAAGAUUUUAGUAAAUACAAUUUAUUUGUCAACCUUUUUGAAAUACAGAGUCAUUGGCAUAGCCAGAGAAAUAUUUCAGUGGGGUCCAAGAACUAUAUGAAAAUUAAAACCACAGAACUCAUUAAACAUAACUCAAGAUAUAGUGUAAUGGUACAGGUGGUAGUGCUGGCUAUUUGGUUCGUGCAUUUUGGUUUUACCCGAAACCGGACAGUAUAACUCUGACCGGGAUCGGACCAGAUAACAAACAAUCCAAUUUCAUAUUCGGGCUUAGAUUUGAGGUAAAAAAUCGUUCGGGACCGGACCAAAACCGGAUAAAGACCGGAUAUGAGAGCCCAACACCCAAAACUCCACUAAAAUCUCCACAAUCUCAAUCUAAAAUCAAGACAAAAUUGGGACCGGACCAGGUCAAAACCCCACCGGAUCAAGACCGGACUGUAUCCAACCCAAUCUUUGGUCCUUAUAUUCGCGAAAAGACCGGACUGGGAUCGGAUUAAUUCGAGCCAAUUUAACUGGACCGGACCGUAUAGCCACCCCUAGCAGCUGCUGGCUCAUAUUCAUGGGGUCCAAGGUUCAAUUCUUGGAUGCCUCAUCUAUAGAUUCAUUCAUUUUUUAAUGUGCACUCAUUUUCAAGUGGGGUCAAUUGACCCCACACCACAUAACGUGGCUUCGCCAAUGUACAGAGUAUUAGUCAAACUUUAACAGUUUAACUAUAUGUUAGCGGUAUUGUUAGUAAUGUUGUGCUGAGUUUAAAGAGACAUAUGACAAUCAAUAUUUCAAAAUUUUAAUAUUUUAAUUAACAAAAAGUUCUAAAAUUGAUAACAGAUAAAUGUUCUAAAAUUUUAGUGUUUUAAUGCGUCACAUAAAUAACACUGAAUGACAUCGUCAAACUCCCGGAAUGUGCUCUGGGGCUCCUCGAGAGACCACAAACCUUUUUCUCCCAUGGGAGGGAAUAAUCGCGAGAACAAUUCUCAUGCCAAAAACUAAUCAGAAAGUCCAUUAAUUAAGUGGAUCAGAUAAUGGAGGAAAAUCCAGGAAGAGGAUAGCAGGCUAAUGGGCUGCUCAGGCCCACUGAAAAAACACCAAACAUAAUGUGACUUAGCCCAUUGCCGAAGCUAAGUAGUGAUCCAAGCCCAGAAAAACAGGAAAAAUACGAUGAUUCUUCUGAUUUGAAGUUUUGAGCUGAAAUUGAGUUGAGUUGUUGUUCAUUCAUAUCAACUUCGCUUGCCGGAGACGGGUUUUCGUAUCAGCUUCUUCUUCUUCACAUUCUUGUCUUGUUUGAUGAAUUCUCACUUAGAUAAAGCACCAUAGUUCGGAGCAGGAAUCUCUUGUUUGGGUGACCGGAGUUGGACGGAGGCUAACCGAAGAGUGACUGAAUGUGAAAAUUUUUAGUUAUUCAAGUGACCAAAAUUGAUAUUAAAUUUUUCCUAGUGACUAAACAUGACACAAUUUAGUAAUCUCAGUGGCCUAAUGUAGUAUUUACCCUUUAAUUAAUCUUUAAAAAAAUUCAAAGAACUAGGUGAAAGAAAUUAAAGUCGAAACUCGAAAGAAAUUGUAUAGAUUUAGAGAACAAACCCUCUUUUGGCUUCCAUAUGGGUAGGCAAGUCGACGAAUCCUAUUGGUCUGAGAUGUCGGCUGCUUCCAUGACAGUCAAAAUAUUAAUACUAGUAUUAAGUUAGCCAAUCUUCUUCUUCGUCUUCCUAAUUAUGUCUUUUUUCCUUAAUCAUGGUUUCUUAAGAUAAUCCUGCUCCACGACAAACAUCCUGAACGUGGACAGCGAUCACCGCCUUGAUUGUGUUCCAGUCCACAUGGGAAAAGGGUUGAAGAAAAAGACAUUCACGUC